Molecule: messenger RNA, 3582 nt
Organism: Pyricularia oryzae 70-15
Lineage: Eukaryota; Fungi; Ascomycota; Sordariomycetes; Magnaporthales; Pyriculariaceae
Exons: 2
Coding region: 63-3221 (1052 amino acids)
Biological process (GO): regulation of DNA-templated transcription
Molecular function (GO): DNA-binding transcription factor activity, RNA polymerase II-specific; zinc ion binding
Source: RefSeq, a predicted model, not a curated record
CUGACUGUUUCCCGAGGCUCUUUUAUUUAUCCCAUCAAGUUUUAGCAUCUCGGCCGGGCAAAAUGAGUACUGCUGUCGAACAGCACGAUCCGCACCCAGACUAUGGGUGUGGUGUGAUUGCAACGACAUCAGCAGAGCCGGUUCUCAAUCGUUCUGAACAUGAUGCGGCGAAAUACCUGACAUCGACACCGCCUCGUAUAAUCGGGGAACUUGUCCGCCUCCCUCCUCGUGGUGAUCAACUUCGAACCCGGCCGGUAGAAACUGCCAGGCCUGCGGAAGAGAAUGCCAAACCUGAAGAUGGAUACACGCCAGUAGAGUCAAGAUGGGAAAGCGCAGGGUCAAGCCACGGGGCGCGACCGUCGUUGCCAAUAACGACGAGCGCCGAUCUGUGGCCCCGUCCGCCAUGGCCUUCUCCGCUGCGGACAAGAAGGUACAGACCUAAGACGCUGUCGGGAUGUAUGAAUUGCAAGCUAAGACGAAUCAAAUGCGAUGAGAAGCGUCCAGAAUGCACCCAGUGCACCAGGUCCAAGAAGACGUGCGUUGGCUACCCUCCACCGCCACACUGUGACCGUCCGUUCGAGGAGGUUCCGGUCGCUCCUCGGCCAGACGAGAUACGGCCACCAAAAGAAGAGCAGCCUCUCGCCCUCCCAAGCUACGUCUCGAAAGAGGGGCACGGGAAGAUCAUGGCGGAGAAGUACGACUUUGAUGAGGACUUGGACAUUGUAGAUCCCGAAGGUCAUGAAGCCCUCCAUAAGGGAUUACGACACCGCAUACUCCGGAGUUCGGAGCUUGCAAUCGGAAUGGAAAGCCUCCAGCACCUUCCCUUAGGCCCAGCGGUUGAAGCUUCGGAACCGGGCAGGUGGUCUCCAUAUGUCAAAAACCCCAUCCGCAACACUGAGAGCGGCUAUUCCCGAGCACUGGAGAACUCGGCCAACAUGGAGUGCAUUCUUCAGCAGUUUGACUAUCUUCGGGACCAUGGAUUUGAGUCUGACUUUCUGAGUAUUCUGGUUGCCCGCCCAGGCGCCGUGGUUGAGAUAGUCCCAAUCUAUCGAGCAUCGCUUGUGGACAUCAUCGAUGCCAUCAAACCCCUGAAGCAGCUUAUGGAGGCACCCUACGAGCAUCUCAAUAGCAUGGCCAAAAUUCAUUUUGGUCGCCUGCAAAGCAUCUUGCAGAGGGCCCUGGACAGAAUAAGCGCGAAGCUCGGCAGUGCUUUUGAGAACCGUUCCCAGUUGCAUCCGGAAUGGCCCUCUCACCUUGCAACCAUGGCCGACUGUCAGUGGCUCGUUAGGAUACUGGAUCUGGCCCUCGUAUCCUAUUCUGGGUCGCAUGCCAUCCGCUUUGAUGAGGAAUUAAUUACAGAAGUAUUAACGGAUGUAAAAAUGUCGCCGGGAAUAAUCGAGGUACCAGCUUCGGACAUGUAUUGCAGUGCUCAACUCUCUCUACAACGACUAGCUUGCCUUGACGGGCUUCUGGACCGCCAAGUAUGGGUUCUGAGCAGCAAACUCGACCCCUGCGAGGCUAACAGGGCGCUUUCAGUACUGACCACAAUUUCCUUGUUUGCCGACUUGUGGGGACCAGUCUAUACUGUCAGACAUCCGGAUGAUACCGGCAAGAUCCUGCAACACAAUGCCGGCAAAGGUGUCAUCCGACGCCAGGACAACGACAAGGUACCCGCUCAAAUGGCCAGGCGCCUCCUGGAGUAUGAUGAAGCAGUCGUGCCUUGUCAUUGGGAGUCGGCGCCGAAGCACUUCCUGAGCCGCUGUGUCGGUGGCGUUCGGAGGCUAUUGAAGCCUCCAAAGUCCUUUCUCCGAGAUGGCGAUCUGCUCCUCAUUGGCGCUGCAGAACCGGCCCCAGAGGCCAAAUCUGGACUACACCCAAACAAAGGAUGUCAAUACACCUCAGACGCCUUCUUUGCGGAUUCAAAUGACAUGCUAGGGGUGCCCGGGACUAGACCAGCCAAAUGGGUCAAGGAUGGACUUGAGGUUGGAGCUGGCCUUGAGUUGUCCAUGUUGAGUUUCUCCGUCACUGGCAAGGCCAAGAAGAUACCAGGUACAACCCUAAAACAGCGAAUUCUCACCAGAUGGACCCAAGCCCCAGCUCGAGCGAACCCAUGGAUACUUAAUCAUUUGCUAGCCGUGGAGGUCAGCCAAUGCACAGGAAAUGCCAGGAGGAUUGCCCUGCGGGACCUCUUAUUCCGAGACGAGCUGAAGGAGUACCUUGACGUCCAGAUGCCAUCAUGGGCCAGUACUGACUGGGGUACAGCAUUGCUCCAAGCGAUUCAAAGCAGUGAUGCAGAGGAACUCCUAAGGUUUUGGAAAACCCAUCAGUAUUCUCGCGAGAAUGUAGGCCAGCUGAUCGCUAGCAUACUGGAGCUUUUAGAUGACACCGGCAACGAUGGGACAUCAUUCCGGGCCGCGUUGGUACACCAGAACAUGGAGCACCUGAUCAAGCUCCCACUGGAUAAGAACAGCUGGGCGAGUGUCCUCGGGGAUUCUGACAUUUCGGCGACAUAUGCUCUCGUCACAAAAGUUUGUCUGUCUCCGAAAUAUGACCUAAAUGGGCAAAACAGCUAUACCAGAUGCAGCCAGGAUGACACGGGUUCAAAUAAGGCGUACACUUGCCUGCAAACAAGGCUUGUGCUGCCAAACGAUGUCAAGAAACACAUUAGAAUCCGGGGUGAUCGGGAAGAGAAUGCAUACAGCUUGACAGAGAAUGUACUGAUGAAAGCAUCUGACCUUCGCUCGACAGCUGAAAGCUUGUUGAGAAAGGUGACAGGGUUUUCGAUGUAUUCCGAGGCGAAAGACAGCAUGGAUCACAACGCGGUGGAAGUGACACUGAAGUCACGACGAUGUAGCUAUGGCGGCAUGUCAAAGCCGAGAACCAAGGUUCCAUGCCAGCAACUUGGGUUGUCUGCCAUUGACGCGACUUGCCGGAUUAGCACGAACGAGCAGCCCACAAGCAUACUCUUGCCCGGUUCGAGCCCCCAGGAGUCCAAGAGAUCCAGGAUGACUCUGCAACAGAGGCAGUCGUGGGCAUUUCCGACCAUUACCGACAGCAAUUGUACCGGUGAUCGGAGGCCUCCGAUGCUGCCAUCACAUCCAGUUGCCCACGUACUCAACACUCCUACAACAAUCGAAGGAACCAGAGUCAAUUUGACGGCAUGGGUGCCGGCAAAGGAAGUGGUGGAGAUUAUGGCUGGGGACAGUUCGCAGCGGCAUUAAGCAGUGUGAUCGAUGACGGAGUGUAAGAAGUCGAGCCUCCAUACAAGUUUGGAGUCGGCUCAAUUAUGCUUUUGCUGGAAAAUGUUGCAGAUUUGGGGCGGCAGGAUGGGUGAGUUCCAGCCUCAAUAGCCUUGCAAAACGGCUAGUCUAGGAUAUUCCGGGGCGACGGUGCUUGGAGGCAUCAGCAUAAAGAAUAUGAACAUUUUAUUUGCGUAGAAUAUGAUGAUUGUGCUGGGCCAGUCAAGCUGGACCAGGUCUUUACUCUGUCCGGAUCUCUGGCCUUGUUUAUAGAUAAGUACCUAGGUACCUACCUACCUUUGGAAGGAGAGAAUCUUUGUCUUUUUCUAAUUGGUCUCUUGCC